CCGGAAGAUCUUGUGGCAAUAAAUUUGUUGGAUUAAUUACAAAUCUCAACCAUUUGCAUUAACUUACUUACUGUAGAAGUACGCAAAAGUAAUUAGAGGAUCAAAAAAUGAUUGGAGUUAGUCAUCAAAAUGGUGAAUGUCUUCAGUCUUCUAGCAAAGAAAGAAAUAAUAACUUAUCAAACUUCCAUUAUAAAGAUGGAUUACCGUGUUUUGAUGCAAAACCGAAAUCCAAAUCUCCUUCUUUGAAUAAUAAGGGACCUAUUUUGAUUUGGAAUGAAAAAGUGCCCAAUACUGCUCUUGAAAAGUUCAGUAAGAUAAUUGAACAGAAAUACAACCAAAAAUUUGAUUCAUAUUGGGACCUUCAUAAAUGGAGCGUAGAAAAUUUUCCGAAUUUUUGGGAAGAAUGUUGGAAAUAUUUUGACAUAAUUGCAUCAAGGCCUUAUGAUCAGGCAUUUAUAAAAACUGGUGAUGGAUUUAUGGACAACGAGUGGUUUCCCGGGGCAUUGUUUAAUUUUGCUGAGAACAUUCUGAGAUACAGAGACGAUAGAGAAGCAUUAGUAUGCAUCGAUGAAGAAGAUGGCGGGGAGGACGACAUCGUAACCUAUGCCCAAAUGUUCGAAGAAGUCCGACGAUAUGCAGCGGCUUUUCGAAAGCACGGUUUACAGAAAGGAGAUACAGUUGCGUGUUAUAUGUCUAACAGAAAAGAAUCUAUUUUCACUUUUCUGGCAGCUGCAAGCAUAGGAGCUAUAUUUGGUGGUCCACAGCCAUAUUUUGGCCCUAAGGCUGCAUUAAACAUUUUAAACAAAAUGGAAGCGAAAUUCCUAAUUUCUAUUGACAAACAUGUUGAUAAUGGUGCUUACUUCUCCAAUAUUGAUUAUCUGGCGGAGAUUGUUUCUAAUGCUCCUUCAAUUGAGAAAGUUAUCAUUGUAGCAACGAAACAAGAAACUAAGAGUCGUGAUUUAUCAGAUAUUCCAAAAAGUAUUCUGCUAGAAGAUUUUCUAGAUAGUGGUAAGAAUGCCGAUGGUACCAUACCAGAACUGGUAUUCGAGCAGUUGCCAUUCAGUCAUCCAGUGGCUAUUAAUUUUACAUCUGGCACAACUGGUCUUCCAAAAGGACCUGUCCAUUCAGCUGGAACCCUGAUUUCUCACUUAGUAAGCAUUGCGUUCUAUUGGAAUUUGAAGUGUGGUGAUACUGUAUAUACGUGCUAUCCAGUUGGAUGGACAUUAUGGGAUACUUUCGUUCCUUGCCUCGCGUGGGGCGUAAAGCUGCUACUUUUUGCUGGCUGUCCAUUUUAUGAGCGAAAAGACGAAACAGUUUGGGAAAUAUUUGCUCGCCACAAAGUUACUUAUUCUUUUUUUGCAACAAUUAUUGCCGAUAAGCUUGAAAAGAUGAAUACAGUUCCUGGAUCAGAUUUAGAUAUGAGUAAUUUAAAGCUUUUAACUAUGGGUGGAAGUCCUGUUAAAGUUCAAAACUAUUUAUUCAUCAAAGAAAAGGUCAAACGCAACGUAUUCACUUGUAGUCAAUAUGGUGCGUCAGAAAGUUUUGGAACAUUUUCCGGAUUUGAUUUAAAUUUGCCUUGUUACGCAGGAGAAAUUCAAGCUCCUGGCCUAGGAAUGGAUGUGAAAUGCUUUGAUCAAAAAGGUAAAUCUGUACUGAACAGACGAGGCGAAAUGGUUCUAGCCAAACCAACCCCCUCUUUACCGGUUUUCAUUUGGAAGGAUGAAGAUCACAGUAUAAUGAAGGAAACUUACUUAUCCAAAUAUCCUGGUGUUUGGUGUCAAAACGAUGAAAUAUGGAUUAAUCCGGACACAAAAGGCUUAGUUGUAAUUGGCAGAAGCGAUGAUACGCUUAAGCAAUUUGGAGAACGAUUUGGUGCAGGAGAUGUUUAUUUUGCAAUUCACGACAUGGAAGAAAUCCAGGACUACAUUUGUGUAGGACAGAACAGAGAUGAUGGUGAGACCAGGGCCGUACUUUUUGUCAAGAUGAGAGAAGGACACUCUUAUACACCAGAAUUCAAAAGGAAAAUAGAACAAAAGAUUUUCGACGAGCUUUGGCAAGAUUGUGUUCCACAAGUUAUACUUGAAGUAUCAGGAAUUCCAUACAACUUGAAUAACAAGAAAAUGGAAAGCACAGUUCGAAAAAUUGUAGCAACAAACCAGGUACCGGAAGUAAACAACAUCAAGAAUCCUGAAUGUCUUCUCGACUACUUGGACAUUCCUGAGUUGGUGAAUUACAACAACAUUUAAAUUGUUCACCCUUAUCUCACUUUUAACAUUUCUCGAACUGUACAAAGUUUUAAAUACCUUUAACUGUUAUCAGACUCAUUUUUAGAUUAUUUUGAUUUGUAUUUUUGUGUACUAAACCCAAUGUAUUUCUUUGAAAUGUAUUUAAACAUCAUUAAAUAUUUUUGUCAUCUCAA
Molecule: messenger RNA, 2419 nt
Organism: Parasteatoda tepidariorum (common house spider)
Lineage: Eukaryota; Metazoa; Arthropoda; Arachnida; Araneae; Theridiidae
Product: acetoacetyl-CoA synthetase
Molecular function (GO): acetoacetate-CoA ligase activity
Source: RefSeq, a predicted model, not a curated record